AUGGCAGGCACGCGACCACGUCCGGCCAGCACUUCGACUGCUAGUAGUCUGAUGCAAGACGUCCCUGGAGCUUUCCCUGCUCGUAACAGUUCAGAUGAGAAUGCUCAGUCUGAUUUCAUCAGCUUGUCGCAGGCUAUACACGCGAGACGGGCUGAGUAUGUCAGGCCGAAGCACGUGAGAAUCAAGGUCGGCAGCUGGAAUGUGGCCGCAUACAAGGGGGCAGAGAAGGACAUCGGCGGAUGGUUCGUGCAGGGCAAAGGCGUGACAGAGGCAUCAGCUGGGUUGAAAGUCACGGAUCAGGUGCAGUCGCAUGGGAGUGGCAUGCCAUCACAGACAGGCCUAGACGAGCGAGAAGACGUCGCAGCACAGGAAGCACGAUAUGCCAAGAAGAAGGAGACCAUACCCAAGGACGACCCUGGCUCACUACCUGGCGACGGCGACAUCGGGCUCUACGUACUUAGUCUUCAAGAAGUCGUCGACAUCAAUUCCUUCACCGAAGCUCUACGCCCCUACACCGAUCCACAUGUUGCCAAUAAAUGGAAAGACGCUAUGGCCGCAGCGCUGCCGGGAGACUACAUCCUGGUCGCCGAACAACAACUCAUCGGCAUGCUGCUCCUAGUCUAUGCCAGUGCGGACAUCGCGAAAGAUGUUCGGUCUGUAUCGACCACCAGCGUCGGCACAGGCAUAGCAGGAUACAUGGGCAAUAAAGGUGCCGUGACUGCGAGAAUAGUCCUGGGAGACACCACGAGGAUGGUCUUCGUCAACAGUCAUCUUUCUGCAGGGGCAGACAAAGCAAGCUUGGAGAGAAGGAACUGGGAUGCUAGUCAAGUCAUCGCACGAACACGAUUCGAGCCCAUCGUGGACCCAUCUGGUGCAAAGCAAAGUGAAGGCGAGCAGAUUGGCGAUGAGGAUAUCGCUUUCUGGUGCGGUGAUCUGAACUAUCGACUCGAAGGCAUUCCUGCUGAUGAUGUCCGACGAUUACUCAUGCUUCAUACCCGCAACGAGUACGAUCUCUCACAGCGUUCUGCUCGCAAAGUCGAGAAAGAGUUGCAGUCUGCCACGGAGUCGGUCAGGAGGCGAGUUGAAGAUCGACUAAGCGUCCACUCAACAGGCUCGUCUGCACCAUCUUCCCCUGCGCGCUCUACACACGAGAUCAGAAGUAGUACGGACUCACGUGCGAGUACUGACACCACUCCGCCGACUACCAUCAUGGAUGACAUUGCCGCAAGCGACGACCCGACCUCCUUACAGACGACCUUAUUAUCCUUACUGCCUCACGACGAGCUACAGCAGCAGAUGAAACUUCGCACAGCUUUCCACGAUGGCUGGCGAGAAGGUCCGAUCAAGUUCUUGCCAACCUACAAGUACGAUGCAGGCAGUGUCGGUGUGUUCGAUUCGAGCGAGAAGAAGAGGGCGCCAAGUUGGUGUGAUCGUAUCUUAUACAGAACCAGACGAGACCGCCUGGCGUACGAAAGCAAGAUUAAAGAGGAAGCGGAUGCCAAGCGUAAAGACGAGGAGAUGCGUGCGAGCGGUCUUGAUAAUGCUGGUAAUGAUGAGGAGAUAUUAUACGACCUUUACGACCCUGAGACGGAUGGCGCUGCGGAGGAAUACAACGAGUAUGAUGAGUAUGAUGAUGCUAAUGAGAACGUUGUGGUUACGAAAGAAGGUUUCGAGGAUGAGAUCGAGCUGGAGUACUAUAUUGCUCAUCAGAGAGUGCUUUCGAGUGACCAUAAGCCGCUGGAUGCUGUUUUCAAGCUGAAGUACGACUGUGUGAUACCAGACUUGAAAGCAAAGGUCCACGACGAAGUAGCAAAAGAGCUCGACAAAGCUGAGAACGAGAGCCGACCAGCUGUUACAGUAGUCGUCGAUCGCCACCGCGACAGCGCAACCGAGGAAUCCGACGCCGAUCCCGCAACGUUCAGCGGUGUCUAUUUUGGCGAUGUGCGAUAUGCUCAUGCAAGACAUCGUACCCUCACCAUCGCCAACACCGGCCGAGUAUCCGCCACCUUUUCCUUUAUGGAGCGACCACAUGCCGCCAAUAGUAAUUCUGGACUCGCACCCAAAUGGAUCAAUUUGACUUUGAACGACCAAUAUUCUGCAAGCUCGAGUUCGGCCAGCCAAAGCAUUACUCUAGAGCCUGGAGAGACAGCGGGUGUGGAGUUGGAGGUCCGGAUUUUCGACAUGCAUACUAUGCAUGACUUGAACGAAGGUCUGCAGGAAUUAGACGAUAUCCUCGUCCUUCGGGUCGAAGGCGGCCGAGACCAUUUCAUCCCCGUCAGAGGCAAAUGGCUGGAGAACACGCUAGGAAGGAGCAUCAACCGUCUUGUCAAGAUCCCAGAGGGUGGAAUAAGGAAAUUGCAGGGACAGAAACCGGGUGGGAAGUCGAGGCAUUCGAGACUUUCGACCUCGAGUUCGGGAUCGGCAAGCGAACGGCCAGUGAGUCCCUCUAUGGAGCAAGUCUCGAGCGCGCCGCGAGAGCUUUGGAAGCUGACGGCUGCUGUAGAAGACUUGAGUGCGAGGGUGGUUGCGGAGUGGGAGAUGACGCAUCCGUCUGACGGUACAGAUGCUGGGGAGAGUGUAGCUCCAUGGCGAAGACAUCCCGGUUGGCCAUUUGAUGAGCGUUGUUGGGUUGAGAGAGGUACAACACAAUCGCAAGAUGCUCUGGGUGAUGCGCUGAAUGCGCUGGACUGCGACGAGCCGCUCGAGGCUAGCAUACCGGCUGCAAUGCCAAAGAUACAACGGCUCUACCUCCUCGCUGAUCUGCUUUUGAUUUUCUUGAAGGAGAUGCCAGACGGUACCAUCACAUCCGAACAAUGGGACGAGAUCGACGCCCUACUCACAGCAAUCGAGAAGAACAAGACCAAACCCAGUCUCGAGGAGCAGAAGACCGCAGUACAAGAGAUCCUAGCAAAACAGCCAAGCCAUAACAUCUCCUUCAUCUUCAUCACAUCAAUGCUCGAACGCAUCAUGCAGGAGACCGCGAGCACGAAGAAACAUGACGAGGUGCCGUCGAGUCCUGGCAAGAAGGCCGGGACCUUGAGACGGCUGGCGGGAUUGGGCAAGUUGCCUGCUGUUGCUCCUAGUGAAAAUGAGGGAAGUGCUCAUGCGUUUGCGCAGCUCUUUGCUAGUGCGGCCAUCAGAUCGAAGGUUGUUGGCGGGGAAAAGGUGAGGGUAGUGCAGGAGAGGAGGAAGGUGGAGGUCAUGACCUUGUUUCUUAAGAAAGCCGAGCCAGGCUAG
This is a messenger RNA of Recurvomyces mirabilis, 3237 nucleotides long. RefSeq lists its product as uncharacterized. The record is from RefSeq and is a predicted model, not a curated record. Bases 1 to 3237 code for a protein of 1078 amino acids. Gene Ontology annotation, biological process: phosphatidylinositol dephosphorylation. The transcript has 2 exons. Lineage: Eukaryota; Fungi; Ascomycota; Dothideomycetes; Mycosphaerellales; Teratosphaeriaceae. Gene Ontology annotation, molecular function: phosphatidylinositol-4,5-bisphosphate 5-phosphatase activity.